Molecule: messenger RNA, 934 nt
Organism: Pelobates fuscus (common spadefoot toad)
Lineage: Eukaryota; Metazoa; Chordata; Amphibia; Anura; Pelobatidae
Gene: NMRK2
Product: nicotinamide riboside kinase 2
Exons: 7
Coding region: 52-663 (203 amino acids)
Cellular component (GO): cytoplasm
Molecular function (GO): ribosylnicotinamide kinase activity
Source: RefSeq, a predicted model, not a curated record
GGCAACAGCGGAGCUAACCAGAGCCAGAGGGCGAGCAAGAAGUCACUAGCCAUGCGGCGAAUUAUCAUCGGAAUCGGGGGGGUUACAAAUGGUGGGAAAACUACCCUCACAAGGAGAUUAAUAGCUGCUCUUCCUAACUGUUGUGUGGUCCAUCAAGAUGACUUUUUUAAGCCGCCAGAUCAGAUAGAAGUCGGUGAAGACGGCUUUAAACAAUGGGAUGUGAUUACCUCUAUUGAUAUGGAAGCCAUGGUGAAUACCGUCACAGCCUGGAUCGAGAACCCUGUCAAGUUUGCGCGUUCCCAUGGAAUUGCCGUUUCUCAUUUAUGUGAAGAACAAGAAGACGAAAUCCAAAUACUUAUCUUAGAAGGAUUCUUGCUUUACAAUCACAAACCACUGGCAGAAAUGUGCUCCCAGCGAUAUUACUUAACCAUUCCAUAUGAAGAGUGCAAGCUGAGACGCAGUGGUCGCAAUUACCGUGUGCCAGACCCUCCAGGACUCUUCGACGGACACGUUUGGCCCAUGUAUUUGAAGCAUAGGCAGCAAAUGGAAGAUCAGGGUGUGGCUUUUGUUUCCAUAGAUGGCCUUUUGUCAAAAGAUGACAUCUUCAAUCAAGUCUACACUGAUGUCUGUAACAAGAUUUUAAAUAUGUCGCAGUUCACAUAACUACUGGUGUCUGCCUCUGUAAAAAGACAGCAAACUAUAUAUAUGUAUAUCUGCAAACUAUCCUGCUCACAAUUUAUUUGUAUAUAAUGAGUAACUUAUAUGCUGCUAUGAAUGUGGUUUCAAUAUUUUAUAUUAAGGGAAGGUUCCUGAUUAUUUUUUAUUUUAAACUGAACAGAAUCGUUUCUCUAGGAUUAACCUAGUCUCAUAUCACAUCUUUGUGACAUUUUGAUCUAAUUUAUUGUUCACAAUAUUAAAGUGAUGAAUCAGAAAA